AUGCCGUCUCUCAUCUCCACUGUGGGGGCUGUUGUCCUGGGUUUGAUUUUAUUCAAGAUCAUGCGCUUUGUCAAAAUCAACUACCUAACGACCCUUAACAUGAAGAAGCGCUACGGCAAGGCCGGUGACUGGGCAGUUGUCACCGGUGCUAGCGAGGGUAUUGGCCACGCCAUGGCUAUCGACCUUGGCCACCGUGGAUUUAAUGUGUGUGUCAUUGCGCGCACCAUGUCGAAGCUCGAAAGCGUGGUGGAGGAGCUGAAGCAGCUUGGGGUGAAGGGUAAAGCCAUCUCAUUUGAUUUCGCCUCGGCAACGCCUGAGCAGUACGAUGAGAUGUUUGCUGAGCUCAACAAGAUUGAGAUUGCCGUACUCGUCAACAACGUCGGUGUAAACUACCCCUACACAAACUACUUUGACGAGGUGGAUCUUGAGACGGACCUCCGUGUCCUUAAAGUAAACUGUGAAUCGAGUCUCCGCAUGACGAAGUAUGUGGUGCCGAAGAUGAAGGUGAAGCGCUGCGGUGCCAUUGUUAUGCUGGGCUCUGUAUCCGCUGUCACUCCUGCUCCGUUACUGUGCACCUAUGCUGGGACGAAGGCCUUCAACCUUUCGUUUGCCUCUGGCCUCCAUUACGAGUUGAAGGAGUUUGGCAUUGACGUUCUUGCGGUGUCUCCAAACAUGGUGGUGAGCAAGAUGACGCAGGGUCUUAGCUCUCGCAAGCCACGUGAAACCUUCCUGAUGGUGAACGCCGACUGCAUGGCACACCAGACUUUUGACAAGCUUGGAUCCGUACCUCAAACCUCUGGUCACAGAAAUCACGCCAUUCUGGAGACAAUCAUCAAAGCGCUACCGACCAAUUUUGUGUCGAACAAGAUCUUACUGACGAAUAAGUCUAUCAAGCGUAAGGCCGAGCGCAAACGAGAAUAG
This is a messenger RNA of Leishmania braziliensis MHOM/BR/75/M2904, 921 nucleotides long. RefSeq lists its product as hypothetical. The transcript has a single exon. The coding region runs from base 1 to 921 and encodes 306 amino acids. The record is from RefSeq and is a predicted model, not a curated record. Gene Ontology annotation, molecular function: oxidoreductase activity. Lineage: Eukaryota; Euglenozoa; Kinetoplastea; Trypanosomatida; Trypanosomatidae.